This is a messenger RNA of Hippopotamus amphibius kiboko, 705 nucleotides long. RefSeq names its product C-type lectin domain family 2 member D11-like. Gene Ontology annotation, cellular component: external side of plasma membrane. The coding region runs from base 70 to 705 and encodes 211 amino acids. The record is from RefSeq and is a predicted model, not a curated record. NCBI's taxonomy places the organism in Eukaryota, Metazoa, Chordata, Mammalia, Artiodactyla, Hippopotamidae. The transcript has 5 exons.
ACGGAAACUGCUUCUCUGACUCUCCAGCUGCUAAGAGACAGGGCCGAAUAUUUUUGUUCAAGCAGAAACAUGACCGCAACAGAGCAUUCUUUGAAAAUCUUACUGACAGACCCUACCUCCAGAGAAGGCAUGGAGGAGGGGAGAUCUGGUAAACAUCUCCAGAGAAAAUGUCUAGCAAUCAUAACUCCUGGAGCCCGUGUCACACUUCAUUGUUGCCUCAUCAUUAUUGUCAUCCUACUUAUAAUUGUGAUGGUUCUUUCCACUUUGGUGGCAACGAGAAGAGCAAACCUGGUCUCCAAUGUUCUGUAUGUUACCUGCCCAAAAGGAUGGAUUGGAUUUGGAAAUAAGUGUUUUUAUUUUUCUGAAGACACAAGGAACUGGACAUUCAGCCACACAUUCUGUACUUUAUUAAAAGCUGAUCUUGCUCAGUUUGAAACCGAAGAGGAGCUGAACUUCCUGAAAAGAUACAAAGGCCCAUCUGACCAUUGGAUUGGCCUUAGCAGAGAAUCAUUACUUCAUGUUUGGAAAUGGACAGACAGCACUGAAUAUAAACCCUGGUUUGCCAUCAAAGGAGUUGGGGAAUGUGCCUACCUGAAUGACAUUGGAGUUAGUAGCGCCAGGAGCUACAUAGCUAGAAACUGGAUUUGCAGCAAGACAAAUAAUAAUGUCACUGUGUACCUAAAUACUUCAAGAAAUUUUUUUUGA